Messenger RNA from Sitodiplosis mosellana (orange wheat blossom midge), 4146 nucleotides. It is a transcript of the gene NSD, whose product is annotated as nuclear receptor binding SET domain protein. The transcript is spliced from 6 exons. The coding region runs from base 234 to 4031 and encodes 1265 amino acids. Gene Ontology annotation, biological process: regulation of DNA-templated transcription. The record is from RefSeq and is a predicted model, not a curated record. Lineage: Eukaryota; Metazoa; Arthropoda; Insecta; Diptera; Cecidomyiidae. Gene Ontology annotation, cellular component: chromatin; nucleus. Gene Ontology annotation, molecular function: protein binding; histone H3K36 methyltransferase activity.
GAUUCACUUGUUUUGCAAAUGGUGAAAUCUCCAAUACAGAACGCACUCAUUUCGAAGCGAUUUAGUGCAGAUUGUGCAAAUGCCAUCAUUUGUGUUCAGUAUUAAAUGGAGAUUAUAUUAAUUUCUCAGUUGUUAUGAAUACAAUCGUGGAAAAGAAACUGUUUUUAUAAAAUUGUUGAGAUAUUUUCUGAUAAAUCACUGAAAGUGUACAAAUAUUGUACGAAAAUUGUUCCAUGUCGGAAAAAAACAAAAUGACGCGAAAGCGUCGCCGUUCGACAAUGAAUGAGUGCAACAACAAUGACAGCGAGGCGAUUCCAAAGGGGAAAAGAAGACGCACGAUGGGGCAAAGAAUUAUGGCACAAUUGCAAUCGGACUUCACGGACAAGAUGAUCAUACCACUGGCAUCGCCAGAAGGACAGCCAACCAGCCGCUUUGGUCGCAAAAUAAACACAGUUGAAUCACCAAAUAAUCGGAUAAAAAAAAUGCUGACACAACAAUCAAAAACGCAGAGCAAACGAAAAGUACGACAACUUUUUUCUAUACACAAUAUUAAUGCGUGGCUUCGUUUUGUGUCGAAUCGUCAAUCAACCGUUUUAACAAAAAGUCCCAUUCAAAAGUUGAUUUCACUAAAUAAAACUGGUUUAAACAAUGAUCACUUUCAGACUCAACUAAACGAAAAUAAGGUUAGCACAAACCAGCCGAUCAUUGAUUUGUGCACCGAAGUGUCAACAUAUGAUACCAAUUGCAUCGGACAAAUGGAUGAAAAGAUGGAAACACAUGAAGAAAGUGCCGGGACUGAAACAGCUCAAAUGGCAAUCGAUUAUGAAGACGAUUUAAAAACAUUUCAUUUAGUGGGUCCGAUGAAGUUUCGCGCGCGUGCUGAAUCGAUCCAAAUCGUCGAUGAAGUUGAUUUGACCAGUUCAACGGAUGGCAGUGUAAGCGGAGACGAUGAUAAAUCCAAUAACAAUGAAUCCGAACAAUUCACACAGACACUGAUACCAUUCCCAUUAUCCGAAGCGGAUUCAACGUCAUCACCCCCACCACCACUACCACCACCAAAUGCAUCACACAAAAAGACUGAUUUGCCAAAACUCAUCGAAAUUAUCAAUAUUUCACACCCGAUAUCUGAUUGCGCAAUAUCUACAUCUGGUUCAGAUGCGAUCUCAGUAAAUGAUAAACCAUUUUCGGAGUGCACCAGCGACGAUUGUGUUAUCGCUGACGGUGGCGACAGUGAUUCAACUGAAAAUUGGCACGUUGGGCAAAUCGUAUGGGCGGCUCUGGCCAGUUUCCCGUUCUGGCCGGCAGUAGUAUUCAAUUCCGAAGAAGAACACACAUUUCAAAAAGAUAAUCAAAUUCAUGUAAAAUUCUUGUAUGACAAUGGGCGUCGUAAUUGGGUGAACGCAAACACAGCGAUAUUACCAUUCAAGGGUCGUAAUGAGUUCGCCAAACAAUGCCAGUUGCCAGCCAACAGACGUAACAAAUCGUACAAAUAUAAUUCCAGCAAAAAGUGGAACGUUGCAGUCCAAGAAGCGAAUGUUUUGCAGUGCAUCACAUUAUCCAAUCGUAUCGAAUUUUAUGAUAAAAUUUUGAUGGUUUCGGUACAUAAGAUGGAUACUGAAAUACGUUCAAAUCGUCACAAAGUUGAAGAUCGUUGCGAUACACCACAAACGUUUGACACCGCAUAUUCGUCGAUGAAACAAUCAGUGUCACCGGCAUCGUUAAGCCCGACAUUAAAUGAACUGGAUCGUAAUUAUGACGUUGGUAAAAAUAUCAAUAAUUACUUAAAGUCGGUCGAACUGAGUCGACCUGAGGAACUGCCUGAAGAAGAUUUGCAAAUGGAUGACUCGACAAUGUUUGCUGCAAUAAGUGAGUCACCAUCGUCAAGCGAUCAAAUUUACUGCCGUUUGACCAAAUUGGUGUAUGAUAAAUUGAGAGACGAUGACCGAUUGUCCAGAGACAGUCAAAAUACCAUAGCCAAUGAGAAUAAGUUUGUGGUACAUCUGAACGAGCUUUGGUCUGAAAUGGUGAAAACAAAACAGAAUCCAAACACAUCGUUGAAACGUUUGAGUCGAAAAUUCUCCAUCGAUAGUGUGGCAUCGAAUUCAACGGCUGGUACACCGAACCAAACCAAACGCCAGAGACAACUUGCCGUUAAGAAGGCGAUGGCUGAAAAGCAAAUGGAGGCGUUGUUUGAUGAGAUUAAUAAGAGCCAGAUCAAGGAAAAACCAUCGAAGGAAAAGACGAAGCUUGAAAAACAACGCAAACUCAACGAAAACCUUAUGAACUUCUGCAUAACACGUCAUCCGGCAAACUUUUUGCUCAAAGGCUUGCCCAAAGAUCCAGUUUGUCAAUUUUGCCUUGGAAGUGGCAGUGUUAUGAAAUGCGCAGGAAAAUGCAGCCUGUAUUUUCAUAGGGAUUGCCUGAGUAAGUCGCUUUCAGAUGCAGACUACAAUGCGAUUCUGAAGCGAAAAAUGUUAGAAAACGAUGAAGAAACGACUGACACUGUUUCCAUUAUUGAAGAGAAUUUGGAGAAAAUGCAGUGUGCAGCUUGCACAACGUCAACAGCCAAUGUAUGUUUUGUAUGUUCGGAUUCGGACGCCGACUGUGUUCAAUGUUGCGACAAAAAUUGCGGAAAAGCAUACCAUUUGGAGUGCCUCAAGUAUUGGCCACAGCACAAAAAGCAAUACGCAAGCAACCAACUCAAAAGUUUGCACUGCUCUCGACACGUCUGUCACACUUGUGUUUCGCCCGACAUUCGCAAUAUGUUUCACACCACGGAGUCAGAUAAAAAGCUAAUCAAAUGUAUACUGUGCCCGGGAACAUAUCAUCGUUCGUCGGAAUGUAUUCCAGCUGGAAGUGAGCUGCUAUCGGAGACACAAUUGAUUUGUGCUCGCCAUCAGUCAACCAAAAAUUUGAAACGUCUCAAUAUCGAUUUCUGUCUUUUCUGCUCGCAAGGAGGCUCACUCAUUUGUUGCGAUGCUUGUGUGUAUGCAUUUCAUCAAGACUGUCUAAAAGUACCCGUUGGAGAUCAUUUCAAUUGUGAGGAAUGUGAAUCCGGUCGCCGACCGUUGUUUGGAGAAAUCGUAUGGUGUAAGUAUUCGUGUUCUCCGUGGUGGCCAGCGAUAACUGUACCCACACCAUGUAUUCCCGAUCGAGUGUGCGCUGGCAAAAAAGAGCCCAAUCAAAUUUGUGUUUUUUUCUUUGGUACACAUGAUUACGGCUGGGUGUCUCAAAACCAAAUCUAUCGAUACGUGCACGAAGAUAAAGAAUUCCGACCGAAAAAUGAAAAAGGAAAGCUAAAAAAUGCGAUGGAUGAGGCCGAACAGUGGAUGAAUCGAUAUCAAGAGAUAACCGAGAAAAAUGUCAAAUCCAGUAAUACGGCCAGCAAACCGCCACCGUACAAGAAAAUCAAAACCAACCGAGUGGUGGCCAGGUUCAAGGAGUCGGAAUACAAUGAGUGCAAAUGUCGUCCCGACGAUCCAGCACCGUGCAGUAUCGAAAGCAAUUGCUACAAUGCAAUGCUGAACUUUGAAUGCGACCCUGAUCUGUGUCCAGCGAAAGACAAGUGCCAAAAUCAAAAUUUCCAUCGUGGUGAACAGUUUUCGUUCCAAGUCAAAAUGACCAAAUCCAAGGGGUGGGGCCUAUUUGCCAAGGAGAAGAUUCCCGCAGAGAAAUUCAUCAUUGAGUACAUGGGAGAGGUGAUUGACAGUGUGGAAUUUGACCAACGUUUCAGUCGUGCCAAAGCCAAUAAAGACGAUAAUUACUAUUUUCUGACACUCGGACAAAAUAUGUAUAUUGACGCGGCCGUGUAUGGGAACGAGGCACGUUUCAUCAACCAUUCGUGUGAUCCAAACGUUGCGCCGAACAAAUGGACUGUGUACUCAAAUGGACAAGAACAAAUUCGCAUUGGAUUCUUUGCACGGCGCGAGAUUCUACCGGGCGAGGAAAUCACCUUUGAUUACAACUGGGGCAAAAAGAAUAUGCAGACCGUGUGUCAAUGCGGAUCAAAAAAGUGUCGAGGCCACAUUUAAACUGUUGCAUAGAUCAAUGGUUAAUGUCUAGUUAAAAUAUUUAUUUUAUUUCGACGAAUUCUUUUAACAUUUGGAUUUAGAAAGAAUUAAACCGACUGUUAUUUUUUUGACUUAA